AAGCUGGUGGUGGUAGGAUUUGUGCUAUUCGUGGAUCAACUUUCAUCCCUUCUCUUGCUUUCUCUUAACUUUUGCUUUAAACUCGCUGUUUCGGUUUUUGGUAUUCUUCCUAAGCAUUGGUGAAAUUUUAUUGCUUCAUCCUUUUAUAGUGUCUGUAAUAAUUUGAAAUAACUACUCGGGAACCUGUUUCUGUAUAGAAGAUUAGCUUCAGCACUGCUAUGAAAAUCGCUGACAUUAGCUGAUUUUAUUUGCUUUUUUUUUCUCUCGCCAUUCGACAAACAGAAAGAAAAAACUUAAGAUGAGUGCAUUCGGAUGGUUUAUUUUUAGUCUCAUCCUGAUUAGAGAAGUUCAAGGUUGCAGUUGAUGCAGACGUUUUUCGCCAAUCAUCAUAAAUCUUUCAAAGCGUUUCAUAGGGUUUUCAUGAGACAUAAAAAUAUUUGACACAAAGAGCGUAUAAAAUUUACAGCCGAUGACACGAAACCGACUAAUAGCGUUCAGUUCAGCUACGCAGGCUCACGCGACGGGAGGAUCUUUUGCGACCGCAGCCUCCGGAUCGUACGCGUACCACUAUCAACUUCCGGCAACUUCUUCACAGCAGCAGCAACAGUUGCAGCAUCCGUAUCCGGCACCGUACACAGUCCAAACUAACUUGCAAGAUUUUUACAACAGCUUCCACAAUUUGUAUCAGCAGCAGCUAAACCACCAGAACGCCCUCUUCAAUAGCUUCCGGCAGCAGCAACAGGCAUUCGCAGCGGCCGCAGGAACCCAAGGAGCUCAGGGACAGCAGCAGCACUUCGCCGGUGGUGCUCCGAAUGGAGGUCAGUACGGAUUUGCUGGAUCAUCGGCUUCCUAUGGCCCAGGGGGUUUCCACCAAACUGCGCAAAUCUAUCCAGAGAAUCCGGGAUCGCCAAACAUUGAUACCCGUUUUGGUGGAUCUCAACAAGGAGGACCAGGUUUCGUCGGAGUGUCCAGUUUCUCAUCGUCAUCGAACAUCAACGGUCAAACCCACCGUGAAGCGGCUACUUCGGUCAAUGACAACGGCAAGGUGACCACCUAUCAUGUCCGUUCUUAGAUCGGCUGAGAGCCCUAUCGGUCAGAGGAUCUUGCACAGGACGACAGUACAUGACUUAGUUUUUGGGAGACUGUUUUUGUGAUUUUUCUAAGUUCAUAUCACAAUUAUACGGAACCCAUCCCCUUCAAUCAUCAUGGAUCGCUAGGCGACGAUUAUCCCCAGUGCGUACUUACAGUGAGAAGACAAUAAAUUUUAUUUUGAAUAAAAUUAUUACUAAUCUGA
Uranotaenia lowii is the source of this 1294-nucleotide messenger RNA. RefSeq lists its product as uncharacterized. The transcript is spliced from 4 exons. Lineage: Eukaryota; Metazoa; Arthropoda; Insecta; Diptera; Culicidae. The coding region runs from base 470 to 1072 and encodes 200 amino acids. The record is from RefSeq and is a predicted model, not a curated record.